This is a messenger RNA of Varroa destructor (honeybee mite), 2849 nucleotides long. RefSeq names its product protein VAC14 homolog. Lineage: Eukaryota; Metazoa; Arthropoda; Arachnida; Mesostigmata; Varroidae. The record is from RefSeq and is a predicted model, not a curated record. Gene Ontology annotation, cellular component: endosome membrane; PAS complex. Gene Ontology annotation, biological process: phosphatidylinositol biosynthetic process.
UAUCUGUGUCUUCCAAGCCUUGCGCAGCGGACUCUUUCCCACUGAUGUUUACGAUUUUAGCUAAACUACUAGCCGCUAAUAGCCGACUAUAGGCGCUUCGUAGAACAUCGAUAUGCGUACUGCUGGUAAUGCCUGCUGCCUGGAGAGCACUGUUGUUUUAUACGUCCAUUUUUCACUGCUUCGUCUACUGCUAUGAGGCUGUUGUCUAAUCGUACGAGUGCUGGUGACGGCGGAGCAUCAAUUGUCUGUUCACUGUGUUGCUGUGUGUAUAGAUUAGGAUUUUGUAUAGUAUACCCAGGUGACGAAGUCCGAUAAAAAAUCGAAACGAAGAGCACCUACAGUGACCACUGAAAGAUGGAACGGGAGUGCUCACCGUUGACGCCGCACUGUGCGCGUGCACUUUCAGACAAGCUCUACGAGAAACGCAAAGCCGCUUCGAUGGAAAUUGAAAAAUCAACCCGAGAAUUUAUUUCACGAGGCAAUGUGGGAGCCAUUCGAAAAAUGCUUAAAGUUCUCGCCAUCGACUUUGCUUUAACUCCUAAUCCAAACUCCAGGAAGGGUGGGUUAUUAGGAAUAUCUGCGGUGGCAAUACAGCUGAAGACGCGGUGUCCUGAAUUUCUCGAAGAUAUGAUUACUCCGGUGCUUGCAUGCCUCUCAGAUCCGGACCAUCGUGUCAAGUACCAUGCAUGUGAGUCUUUGUAUAACAUCGUGAAAGUGGCCCGUGGGGGAUGUUUACCACACUUUGAGCAGAUCUUCGACGCGCUAGCCCGACUAGCGACCGAUCCUGAGGCCUCCGUUCGUUCUGGGGCCGAGGCUCUAGACCGUUUGAUGAAAGAUAUUGUUUCAGAGAGUCCUGCCUUCGACCUAGUAGCGUUCAUGAAUAUGCUUCGCGAACGUAUUAUGGUGCAGAAUACUGCAGCUCGACAAUUUCUCGUUGGAUGGAUUUCAGCCAUGAAUUCAAUGCCUGAUAUUAACAUGAUGGUGUUCCUGCCAGAUAUUCUUCAUGGUGUUUUCGAAAUAUUGGCUGACCCUGCGUUACAACGAAACUGUCAAAGUACACUUGACAGUUUCCUUGAAACCAUAAAGAAAAAUCCACAAGAAACCAGGUUCACAGACAUGACAGCUAUAUUGAUUGAUCAUUCUCAAUCGAAUGUUGAAGUUGUCCAACUAACAGCGCUUGUAUGGAUUGAACAAUUCGUUAUACUCAGCGGUAGAACGAUACUGCCCCAUACCUCCGGUAUUCUUAUGGCUGUUCUGCCGACUCUUGAUAACCGAUACGCCUUACACAACGAGACAUUUAAGGAGAUUUCACGGUGCGCGAUGAAUAUUAACGAAAAGGUGCUCGAGCUUGUCGCAACAGAAGCCGAAGUGAAGGAUGGUGGACUGCUGCCAGACCUCCGGUCGGUUAUCGCUGCCCUUAGCAAUUUCCUUGAUCACCCCUCUACACGCACCCGUAUGGCUGUACUUCGCUGGAUUCUCCACCUAUAUCGGAAAUUGCCGGCUGGUGUACAGGAACACAUGGAUACGGUAUUCCCCAUGUUACUCAAUGUUUUAUCAGACGAAGCCGACCAAGUUGUUCUAUUAAAUUUGGAAGUCUUGUCUGAAAUUUCAAAGAAAGAAUCUGGGAGCCAAACUAAUAAGGACUACUUCCAACAGUUCGUUAAUUCAUUACUCGAGCUUUUCCGGAACGAUCAAAAAUUGUUGGAGAGAAGGGGCUCGUUUAUCAUCCGACAGCUCUGCGUACUGCUGCCUGCCGAGGAUAUUUACCGCUCAAUGGGAACGCUGCUAGAACAGGAGGACGACCUUCGCUUUAGCGAGCACAUGGUUAAAACUCUCAACACCAUUUUGCUGACAACAUCCGAGCUGUUCCCGCUGAGAAAUUCAUUGAAGGAUCUCAAUACAGAUGAGCGGCGAAAACUCUUCGUCUGCCUGUAUAGGGUGUGGUGCCAUCACCCUUUGGCUGCAGUGUCAUUAUGCUUACUAUCACAACAUUAUGCUCACGCUUGUGAACUACUACAACGGUUUGCUGACGUCGAGGUGACAGCUGAUUUCCUUGUUGAAGUCGACAAGCUUAUCCAACUUAUUGAGUCACCGAUUUUCACAUUCCUUCGGCUACAGCUGUUAGAACCAGAGAAGAAUCGGGAGCUGGUAAAGGCCCUUUAUGGGCUUUUAAUGCUGCUGCCUCAAAGCGAAGCGUUUCUAUUGUUGCGAACUCGCCUUAUGUGUAUUCCAACCCAUCACCUGCCCCCUUUAAAUGAACAAAGGGAGCGAGAAUCUACCGAUAGGACUAUCGCCAAUGGGCCAAAAAGCGAAACUAGAGCCUCUUCACAAGUAGACUUCGGCGAACUUCUUGGAAUUUUCGAAGAGAUUCAGCGGCGAAAACGCGAAAGGGAGGCCAGGCGACAAAAGCACAAGCUCAGUCACAAAAAUUUAAUCCUGCAACAGCAGCAGGGUGACGAGUAAUAUGCCCACGCGGAAUGGCUAACUAAGUUAUCAAGCUGCUGUAAAUAUCUGUAACGCGACGCGGAAAGUUAAUUCAGCUGCUGCCCGCUAUUGCGUAAAACUUACGUAGUUGCGUCGAGUGGAGUCGGCCAGUUCUGUGCUUUACAGUUUUUCAUAGCCUCUGCAAGAAAUAUAUUGGUGAGCCUCGCUCACAGGAUAGGACGAGACUUAUCUUUUGGCUGGACCGAAAUGAACUAUGGCAGGGCCAAAAAUGGCACCAAAGGAACGCACUUGGACAUAUGUGAACAUAACAGUAAAUUAGUAUGCUCAAUACAAUACUCAUAAAUGGCAACACUACUAAAGAUACAAGUUGUUAUAGCAAAGUAAAUUAUUUUAUUAUGUCUACG